Molecule: messenger RNA, 1578 nt
Organism: Aspergillus mulundensis
Lineage: Eukaryota; Fungi; Ascomycota; Eurotiomycetes; Eurotiales; Aspergillaceae
Product: Zn(II)2Cys6 transcription factor
Exons: 5
Coding region: 1-1578 (525 amino acids)
Biological process (GO): positive regulation of transcription by RNA polymerase II
Cellular component (GO): nucleus
Molecular function (GO): transcription cis-regulatory region binding; DNA-binding transcription factor activity, RNA polymerase II-specific; zinc ion binding
Source: RefSeq, a predicted model, not a curated record
AUGUCGCGGUCACGGAGGAAAGAUACCCGGCGGCGGACGGGGUGCUUGCAGUGCAAAGAAAAACACAUUCAGUGCACCGAGGAACACCCUCGCUGUCGACGCUGCGAGACGCUAGGCCUCCAUUGCAUAUGGUCAAAGCAGUCCCGGAAAACACAAUGCCAGAGGAAAGUGCCCUUCCAAGCAGUGUCUCUACACUCAUACAUUGACCGCUGGAUAUUCCUGAAUGUUACUGCCCAUGAUUUCGAAGCAGAGGAUACAUGCAUUCGGCCGUCAUCUUGUCCCGAACUUGACCUUAUACCUGCUCUUUCGCCUUCCCCUUACCAUCCCCUCCACUCCUUCCCUGAGACAGAAGCCUACCUCCUCGACUACUUCAUCCAAGGGAUCAGCCCCUCUUGCUCAUUGAGUGCGUCGCAUAAUCCGUACGUCUCUCUCGUCAUUCCGCUUUGCUUCACCUCCGAGACACUCCGAAAUGCACUUUUGGCGGUCGCCGCGAACCAGCUUUGUCUUCUUGGCCGCGGCCAUCUGAGGCAGGAGGCCUGUCUUUACAAAGACAAGGCGUUGCAGGGUGUCAGACGGGAUCUAUCUGUCGGCCUACAAGAUGAAGGAACCAUUGCUACGGUGCUCAUGCUAUGCUUCCAGGAUAUAUCCGACGGGUGCUCUCCGUCCUGGAUGACACAUCUGCGCGGGGGAUUGCAGCUCAUGGACUCCAACGCUUCUCGCAGAACUCCAAGUCUGUGGAGCUUUUUCCGAAUGUACUUUGUGGCGCACGAUAUCAUGAGUCAUACGGCAUUCGAUAACGGGGAUGCAGACUCCUAUGACGAUGGACAAGUCUCGCCUUGGUCGGAGAAUGAUGAUCUGGAUGAGAUCGAUGUCCUGAUGGGCUGCUCGCGCGGCCUCAUGGCCUUAAUUCGCAGGAUCUCUGUCCUUGCAUCCACAAGAGCCAAGGUAACAACCGUGCAUAACGCUGAGCAAUCACCAAGUUCUAACGCCAUGGUUCAGAUCCUAAGCCGCCGCGCUUUCAGCCCAUCCGAGAUCAAGAACCAAGCGAUUGCCACCCUCGGCCUCCACCGCGCCGUCGUUUCUCUCACGCAAAGGCUCCCCUCACACUCUCUCGACCGAAAGGAUCUCCAAGCCAUAGCGGAGAUCAAACGCCUCGCGGCCCUCCUCUACCUUACCGAGCGUCUCGGAACUCGCCACGAAGCCGCGGAAAUCUUACGCGGACAAACCCAUAUGAAAAGGCCCUCCCUUGAAACCAGCGCACAAUCAAAAUACAAUCUUAUCACCUCCAUAAUCACAUCCAUAUCCGCACUCCCAGAUACCAAUACCGCUACACUUCUCUGGCCGCUGUUCGUGCUGGGCAACGUUGCCUCGGAAAACGAAGAGCACCGCCGCUUCGUUCUCAAUAGGCUUUUCGGCAUUCAGAAGGCGCGGAACCUGGGUAGUGUGCGUCGGACGAUUGAGGCUGUCAAGCACGCUUUUGGAACGAGGGGAGUGUUAGACUUGCCCGGUGACAAAGGAGUAGAGGUGCGAGGGUCGCACUGGGGGCAUGAGAGGUACCGGUUUAUUAGCCUGGCUUGA